Messenger RNA from Malassezia pachydermatis, 3459 nucleotides. RefSeq names its product cnh-domain-containing protein. The coding region runs from base 1 to 3459 and encodes 1152 amino acids. The record is from RefSeq and is a predicted model, not a curated record. Gene Ontology annotation, biological process: intracellular signal transduction. Gene Ontology annotation, molecular function: guanyl-nucleotide exchange factor activity. NCBI's taxonomy places the organism in Eukaryota, Fungi, Basidiomycota, Malasseziomycetes, Malasseziales, Malasseziaceae. The transcript has 2 exons.
AUGGAUCAGUCGCAAUCUAGGGCUUCGUCCCGUGGUGAGUCUACGCCGUCUCCCACGCAUGUUUUGAGACGCAUGCAGUCGGCUCUCUUGCCUGGAGAACGGCAAAUGAGCGCUUUUCAACAGCCUACUUCAACGCCCGAUGCAUUUACGACGGUAACAGACCCUGUGACGACGCGAGCAUCUGUGUCACCUGGCUCUUCAGAGUUCCCCCCUCCCAGGGUCAGUAGCCAGCUUGUCCGGCAUGAAUCGCCGGCGCCUAUCGUUCAUGGAGCUGACUUGGCAUCGUCGACUCGGCCCAUGCCUGUGUUGCUCCCAGGUGAUAGGCCGGUAAACCCAGCUCUACUAUCAGAUGUGGCCCGUGCCUUGGAGAACGCUGUGGUGCCAACCAAUCGAACCAAGAACGAGCUGACAUAUGCUCGUGCUUUUGAUGGGCAGGAAACGGUGGACAAACUCAUGGAGAUUGCUCGGACAAGGCACAGAGAUUUGGCGCUGCUACUAGGUCGAGCGUUGGAUGCGCAAAAAUUCUUCCAUGAUGUGACAUAUGACCACAGGCUUCGUGAUUCACAAAGUGAAUUGUAUCAAUUUUACUAUGACCGAUGGGGGCCUCAUAUUGAUGGGGAAGCAUUCGCGCUCACCACACCUGCAGCGUCGCGACGAAACUCUUCCUCCACAGCAGCAGGUCGACCGACACUCACGGCCCUAGAUAUGGAACGUGUGUACUCAGCCCAAAAUGCCUUGGCCAUUGACGAUGCGGAUGAGAAAGAGGCUCAGACAUACCACCCUGAAUACCCAAUUGGUGUGUUCACACCGUUGACCUCUUGCUACAGCCCCACUUGUCAGCCUGGCCAGCCAUGCUACAGUUACGCCUGUCCCAACAACCGUGUGGAGCUCACUUCAGUGCAGUCCACGUUGCAACGGGAGGACAGCCACGAAGGGCUGAAUGAAAUUACGACACAGCUAUGGGCCGAAUCUGUCCCCAAGGAAAUAUAUAACCAAGUGCCCGAUAUGGAGCGCAAGCGUCAAGAAGUAAUUUUCGAAAUUAUUUCUACGGAACGCGCGUAUGUACAAGAUCUGGAAUAUCUUCGUGAUAUUUGGAUUAAACCACUCAGUACCCAGCAUAUUUUAUCAGAAUCGAGACGCGAUGGGUUUGUUGAAAAGGUGUUUUGCAAUCUCCUCGAGAUUCUGGCCGUCAAUGCCCGCCUUUCGGAAAUGCUCAUGCGGCGUCAACGACACCAUGCCGUCAUUGACCAUAUUGGAGAUAUUUUUGUGGAGUUUGUUCGCGAAUUUGAUCCCUACGUAAAGUACGGCGCCAACCAAGCAGCCGCUCGAUUGGCUGUCGAGGCGGAAAAGUCGAGCAACCCUAUCUUUGCCAUGUUUGCCGCUGAUACGGAGCGAAAAGCUGUAUCGCGGAAAUUGGAGCUGAAUGGAUAUCUUACCAAGCCCACCACCCGUCUUGCACGAUACCCCUUGCUGUUCGAGCAGAUGCUGAAAUUUACGGCGGAAAGCAAUGUGGACAAAAUGAUCUUGCCAAAAGUCAUCCAGCAAAUCCAACGACUCUUGACGCAUGUGAAUGAUGAGACGGGUCGAAGUGAGAAUAGGCUCCAGCUUACGUUUUUGAGCAGGCACCUUGUAUUUAAGCCUCUUGAUAUGGUUGAUCUGCGUCUGAAUGAGGAGGGACGCGAGCUUGUCUUCAAGAAUGCACUGAAGAAGCGUGGCACACAAAGCGACAGCUCUGAAAUUCAGCUCUACCUCUUCGAUCACGCAUUGCUAAUGGUAAAGGUAAAAAUCGUCCACAAGGCUGAAGUGUUCCGCGUUUAUAGGCGCCCGAUCCCGUUGGAGUUCUUGCAAGUGACUGUGUAUGACGACGUACAGACAUCCAAGGGCAUCAAAACACGGUCAGUAUUGUCGCGCUCCUCAAUUGGCAAGCGCACGUCCAUUGGUGCUAUGCCGGGCCAAACACUUCCAAAGCAGGACAGCAAGUCAGGGUACGCCAUUACGUUUGCGCACCUGGGAAAGCGCGGCUAUCACAUCACGUUGUGGUCCACCACGAUGGCCAAUCGCUCUAAAUGGCUCGAGCAUGUGGAAAUGAGGCAGGAAAUCCUCCAGAACCGGAGUCGCAUUUUCGACAUGAUUCCAGUAGCGCCAGGUAUGAUGGACGUACCUACGAACCGGAUUACUUGCGCUGUGCCAUUUGAUUUCUGCCGGCAGAUCUUCUUCGGUAGAGAAGAUGGCGUGUACCUGGCCAAUGUGCGUGACGAUACACAUCCGCCCAAACUUGUUCUUGCUCUCCCAGGCGUGACGCAAGUGGACGUGCUGGAAGAAUUCCAAAUUUUGAUCGUACUGGCGGAGCAAGUGGUCCAUACAUUCACCUUGAAUGCACUGGACCCUGCUGAUCCCGUCAUGUCACUGAAGCGUGGACGGCGUAUUGCGUCGCAUACAUCGUUCUUCCGCGCGGGCGUCUGCAUGGGUCGUACAUUGGUGUGCGUUGUGAAGUCAGGGCCUGUGUCGUCCACCAUCAAGACUCUGGAGCCUAUUGAGUACAGUUUGCGAGCUAAGAAGCAACAGACUUUCCGAAAGCUCUUGCAGGGUGGGCAAGAUACGCUGCGUGUAUUUAAGGAGUUCUAUAUCCCGACCGAGUCCAGCUCGAUUCACUUCCUCAAGUCGAAGUUGUGCAUUGGUACGACCAAAGGCUUUGAAAUUGUGGACCUGGAGACCCUUGAGACACAGGGCUUGCUGGAUCCUGCCGACCAAUCUCUGGACUUUGUGCAACGACGCGAAAACUUGAAGGCCAUUGCGAUUUACCGCAUCGAAGGCGAGUUUUUACUGUGUUACAAUGAGUUUGCCUUCUACGUAAACAAAAAUGGGUGGCGUGCUAAGGGCAACUGGAUCAUUCAUUGGGAAGGCAAUCCGACAUCGUUUGCCUUGCACUAUCCUUAUAUUCUGGCCUUCGAGUCGAACUUUAUCGAAGUCCGGCACGUGGAAACAGGAGCUCUUCACCAGGUUAUCACUGGCUUUAAUUUGCGAUGCCUUUUCGCGGAUACGUUCUCGGCAUCGAUCCAAUCCCGUUCCUACAACCAUCGGCUUCAAAAGAUGGGAUACGCCAACCCUAUGCGUACAAACUCGAUGCCUGUACAACAGGUGACUGUGGCACCGCCCAAUAUAGUGGGUAGCCCAGCGGCGGCAAGUAUGACGGCUGCUAUGGGUGGGAUUCAAACACCAGUCGUGCCGCCAGGCACAAUGUCCGACGGGUCAUCGCCGUACAACUCACCACGGCUGUCAUUCUCGUAUGGAUCCCCGUUAUCCCUGCAAUCGCAAUCCUUUGGCCCAUUAGUACAAUCACCUCCGAACAUGACCUCUGGAACAGCACAAUCGAGCGUAUUGGAAUCGGUGCUGGCUAGUCGUUCUGAGAUUUUGUUCGUGGGUGAUUCUUCCGCUUAUGCGAUCCGACCACACACGUAA